Messenger RNA from Colossoma macropomum (tambaqui), 4081 nucleotides. Its product is annotated as mastermind-like protein 2. NCBI's taxonomy places the organism in Eukaryota, Metazoa, Chordata, Actinopteri, Characiformes, Serrasalmidae. Gene Ontology annotation, biological process: Notch signaling pathway; positive regulation of transcription of Notch receptor target. The record is from RefSeq and is a predicted model, not a curated record. Gene Ontology annotation, molecular function: transcription coactivator activity. The coding region runs from base 1 to 2739 and encodes 912 amino acids. The transcript has 5 exons. Gene Ontology annotation, cellular component: nuclear speck; nucleoplasm.
AUGGGUGAGGCGGCUCCGGGUCACGCCGCCGCCAGGCCCGCUGCUUUCCCACUGCUGGGCGCCGGCAUGGUGGGCCCCGGGCCGCCCGGAGCUUCGGGCAGGACUGCAGCGUCGGCGGCGGCGGCGGCGGUCCCCCCGCUGCACAGCGCCAUAGUGGAGCGGCUGCGCGCGCGCAUCGAGCUGUGCCGGCGCCAUCACUCCACGUGUGAGCGGCGCUACGAGCGGGGACGCGCGGAGAGCUCGGAGCGCGAGCGGGAGAGCACCCUGCAGCUGCUGAGCCUCGUGCAGCAGGGCGGCACGGCCAGGAGGGGCAAGAGCGGCCGGGCGCUGGACCAGAGCAGGGGCAAUAACGAGCACAAGGGGCAAAGCGCAGGAGAGGCGGAGAGCAAAGCCAGCACCAGGAUCGCUCUUCAGGGUACACUCAGAAGAAAGAUUGAAGGACAGCCUCCUGGAUAUACUGCUAAGCAGAACGGCCUCUCCUGUGUGGGCACGGGCGCAGCACCAGACUUUAAGCGUCUUCGUAUGGAGACCGGCUCUCUUCGCCCCGGGCAUUGUGCGAUGACCUCAGGGCAGUCUCCAAGCUUAGCAGGGUCUGUAGCUCUGAGUCACACACUUCGACGGAAGGACCCUUUCAUGAUGCCCCACGAUGUAGGAAGUGAUCUGUUCAACAUGACUCUCAGAGAGAUGAAGAAAGAGCCCAUCGAUGUUCAGCCCUGCAGCCAGUCAUCAGCAGAUCCUAUGAUGGUGUUCGACUUCAAAGAAGAGGGUGGUGGACAGAUUGACCCUGAACUUCAGGAUCUGUUUGAUGAGCUUACCAAGUCAGUGCCACCACUCAAUGACCUGGAACUGGAAAAGAUGCUGAAGCAAGAUGAUGACUUUGGUUUAGAUCUGGGUCGCCCCAGCUCAGCAGGCGCAGCCCAUCCCUGCCCACACUUAGAUAAACCGAUCAAAACGAAGUACUCGCCUGAUUAUGGCCAGGCUUCAGGAAGCUCUCCACAACUUAGGCCAGCAUCUGCUGGACCUUCGUUCACUGCUUUAUCAACAUCUCCCAUUGGGCAAAUGACCCAUAGUCAUGUAUCAUCAGGAACGCCUUCUAGAGGUCUGCCCCCCUGGCCUGAGAUGUCCCACGCUGAGCAGCUAAAGCAAAUGGCAGCCAACCAACAACAACCCAGCUCUCUCCUCCACCACCAGCAACAGCAGAGCCAAGCUGGAGGGGUUAGAAACUGGUCCUCUGCCAUAGGAGGGCACCCCAAUUCCAGCUGCUUUGGUCAGGAACCAGUCGCCAGCUCUGGUUCCCUCAGCCAGCCAAGAAUCAGCCCUCAGAGUGCGGGUCAAAGCAAAGGAAUGCCCAACUGCCUCUUCAAGCCUGGUGGAUACAAUCCAACAAAUCCCACAGACAUGAAGGUUCUCAGCAGUAAACCCAUGCUGCAUUUUACCCCUAAAACAGCAUCAUCCACAACUAGCCAGCAAAUGCCCCACAUGGCCGGGUCACAGAGCAAACUGACCACUCAACAGCAAUCGUCUACAGGAGGUCAGAGAAUGCAGUUUCAGUUGUCAUCAUCAUGUCUACAGCCCAAACCUCUGAGCCAGAGGCCUCCUCUCAACCAGCACGGUCUAGGAAUUAAUCUGAAAAUGACUCAAAGACAGGCAAUGGCACCAGGACCACGUUUAUCAGCAAAUGGUUGUCUGGCUGGUAUUGGGCAACCCCAACAGCAGCGGCCACCUGCUCCCAACACUCAGCAGAAAAAUACAGGCAAAAGCCAGAGACAACUGAGCCAACCUCAGCACCACACCAACGAUACAGAGAAAUUCAGCACACAAGAUCAGUUUAACCGGCAUUUGACAAGGCCUCCACCUGACUACAAACAACCACAAGGUGUAGCUGGAGUACAUUCAACCCUUUAUCCAGGUCUGGCAUCUUCUCCACUGACCAAUAACGGCUCUGAUCAGAGUGACAUUCCGUCCCUCUCAUGCCAUUUACCCAACGGCCAAGGAGCGAAAAUGGUGCCCAAUUCUGGAGACAGAAGGUUCCAUACUAGAUCAGACCCUGCAGAAGUCCAAACAUGUGCAAGCCAACUGCACCAGCAAGCUAACAACCAGGUCCAAAUUGGAAUGCAUCAGAACAAACCACAGUUCCAGGGAGCGAACACCCAGGUUGUUACUUUUCCAUCAGGUGUUGUCCCAACUACGCAACACGUAAGGACCAGUUCAGCAAGCCAAGACGCUAUCCUUGGCCAAGGACUGGUUGGACUGACCACAACCGCAAGUAGGGAGACUGGCUUGAGUUGGGUAAGUGCUACAAAACAAAAUGGCGGACUUCAAGGACUAGAUGUAAAGAGACAAACUGAUGGUCACUUCCCAACAAGGCCUAUUGGUCCACCAAAUCAGGUGGCACCUCAUUCUGGACUAAUCACCUUAAACCCUGCCAUUAGGGGCUCUGCACCCAGACCUACCCAGCCACACAUAACCCCGCUUCCUGGGGUUAGCAGCCUGAACCAGUCCUCUCCAGAACAGCAGGGGUGCAUAAGCACGUUCAUAAGCACGGCGCAAAGCCCAGGAACUUACCAGAACAGCCGGGUAGGCCGGCUGACGUUUGAUUUCCUGCAGGAUGGGGAUAACACGGUACCAGGGAUCAAUGCAGACUCAGACUUCAUUGAUUCUUUGCUCAAGUCGGGUUCAGGCAAUGAUGACUGGAUGAAAGACAUUAACCUAGAAGAGAUUCUGGGUGGUCACUCAUGAGCAGACUUAGUAGCACAGGUGAGAAAACUGACGUCACUAUUUUGCUAUUUCACUAUGACGUUUAGUAAAUGAGGUUUUUUGAAAAGCCUGAAGUAAGGGACUGACUUUGUAAAUAUGAGAUUUCAUAAAGCUAUUAUUCUGGUUAACUAUCCUAUUAUUCUGCCGUAUUUGUAUUUAUGUGGACAACUGAUGUAUUACAGGUGUCAUUAUCCUUAGACUUAGCUUUUAUCAUGUUAUCUAGUUCUACUGUCACAGUAUUUAUGGUCUUGAUAGUAUGUUAUGUAGCUACACUUUGUAAACCCUUGCAAUUCAAUGAGCACUGUAGAGUCCUGUCAAUACUAGAGGAUGGGGAGCUAUACAAAGGUGACAAAUCAGCCAUUUUGUAUCAUAUCCUCUUUGUGAUCGUCAGCAUUGCUGUAGUGUGGCACAAUGCAGCAAGCUGGCUACUUGCUCUGUUGCUUUUAGGGCUCCAUCCUUGUGACAUACUUACUGUACAUUUUGAAUGUGUAAACUUCAUCGGAAGAGAGGUGCCAGGCAUUGGAAAAAGAUUUGCGAUCACUGAUUUAUGAGACAUAGGUCUCACAGCAAGCAUACAAUAUGAUGGUGUACUGGUAAGCUACAGUACUGUGUGAAAGAAAUAGACUAGGACUUUGUUUAUUUAAUAUUCCAGUGAAAACAGCUAUUAAGUACAAGUUAUUACUUUUCCAGGAGCUAUAUCUAGGGAGAUUAGAUAUAAGAUAAUCCACUUGCAUGACGAAAGGGGGUAGUCAAAUGAAAAUAAAUGAGGAAAAAAAAAUGUUUUGACUGGAAAUUAAAUAAAUGAAGGGCUGACCUUUUGCUCAGCACUGUACUGUCUGUGAUAAUUUCCCAUACUAUAAGACCUUUGUGCAAGUCUAAAUUAGUAUGUGUUAAAGCCCUAUUGGGAAGUGCCAAAAUUGCACCAGGAUUUUCUCUGGGCUGAUAUCAAAGUCAACUUUAAUAUACAUUUGUUCACUUUCAAAUAUUAAAAAAAAGACAAAAAGACUUAUUUAGUGAAAUACAGAUUCAUAUCUAGAUUGAUGAUAUAGCCUAACAUUACGUUAAACCUUUUAUCUCACAUUCAGACUUUAACAUUUUACAGAAUUAAUUGGCCUGUGCUCAGUUAAUUGUUAAAAUGGUCUUGAACUUGGUUUGAAAGGACCUCUUGCUAAUAUUGUAUUUAUAAAUCUGUUUAUUUUGCCUUAUUUUUUCUAUGACUAGCCUUUUCUAUAAUGUUCUAUAAAGCUGUAAUAAAUGUGUAUAUCUCUCGAUGUCAAGUUAGCCUUUGGAUACUGAUAAUUACAAUAAACUAUAGUUAUGCAAA